This is a messenger RNA of Sebastes umbrosus (honeycomb rockfish), 2605 nucleotides long. RefSeq names its product fibrous sheath CABYR-binding protein-like. Gene Ontology annotation, biological process: anterograde axonal transport. NCBI's taxonomy places the organism in Eukaryota, Metazoa, Chordata, Actinopteri, Perciformes, Sebastidae. Bases 165 to 1643 code for a protein of 492 amino acids. Gene Ontology annotation, cellular component: mitochondrion. The transcript is spliced from 9 exons. The record is from RefSeq and is a predicted model, not a curated record.
CCCUCCAUACCACGGCGUCGCUCCACAGAGACACAGUGUGGCCUCCGCCUCCUCCUCGCACGUUUCUCUACUACAGACUAGACCAGACCAGACUAGAGCAGCAGCCAUCAUUCAUCCAGCGGUACAGGAGCUGAACGUGCAGCAUUCCCUCCCUCAUAGCAGCGAUGUUUUCCUGCAGAGCAGCCUGGCAGAGGUGUGGGCCUCUGGCCCGGAGAGCAGCCUACAGGAUGCCCCGGGACGUUGUGCAGCGGCGACCAAUGUCAUCGGUUCCUGGUGGGUCUGGAGAGAACAUAGUCUACACCCUGCUGUGUGGUGGAGCCCUUGUUGCUUCUGUGUCUUACGCAUACAGCACGUUGUCCUCUGACCACGCCAGGUUCAAUGAUCGCAUCUCAGAAAUCAAUGCCAGACCCAAGACAGAGUGGGUACCUAAACCAUGGCCACCUAAGAACAGGGACGAAGAAGACGGUGGAGAGGAAGAGGCCGCUGAGGAGGCAGCCGAGGAGGCCGCUGAGGAGGCAGCCGAGGAGGCUGUGGUUGGCGAAGAGGAAGCUGGAGCUGACGGCGAGGCAGAGACCCUAGCGGAGGAGGUCGCUGAGGUAGUCGCCGAAGUCGCAGAGGUCGUCGCCGAGGUGGCGGAGGAGGUCGCCGAGGCUGCGCACGAAGUGGAGACGGUCGCAGAAGAAGUGGCUCACAUUGCCGAAGCCGUCGAGGAGAUCGCCCAUGAUGCUGCGGAACCAGCCGUCGCCGCCGAGGAGCCUGAAAGCAACGUGCCGCUGGCAGCUGCAUCUGCUCUAGACGUACCAAAGAUAGCUGAAGCAAAGGAAGAGUUGGCAACCGCUGUUGAAGACCUCAAAGAGUUCCUGGCACCAGUAGAGGCACCACCUGCUGAAGAAAUAGCAUCAGUUGAGGAGGAUACUAAGCCUGCAGAAGAGGCCCCUGCACCAGUAGAACCUGCACCCACAGAAGAGGCCCCUGUCGAGGUUGCACCAGUUGUUGAGGUUGCACCAGUUGAGGACGCCCCAGCACCAGUUGUUGAGGAGGCCCCUGCACCAGUAGAGGUUGCACCAGUUGUUGAGGAGGCCCCAGCACCAGUUGUUGAGGAGGCCCCUGCACCAGUAGAGGUUGCACCAGUUGUUGAGGAGGCCCCUGCACCAGUCGAGGUUGCACCAGUUGUUGAGGACACCCCUGCACCAGUCGAGGUUGCGGCAGUUGUUGAGGAGGCCCCAGCACCAGUCGAGGUUGCACCAGCUGUUGAGGAUGCCCCUGCACCAGUCGAGGUUGCACCAGUUGUUGAGGAGGCCCCAGCACCAGUUGUUGAGGAGGCCCCAGCACCAGUAGAGGUUGCACCAGUGGUUGAACACACAGCUCUAGCUGAAGAACCAGUCAUCACCAUAGUUGAGGAAGAAGUUGCAACCCUUGCCGCGGAAGUAGCCAGCCCUGCGGUGGAAGAAGAAGCAGCAGCUGCUGAAAGUCCCAAGAGAGAGUACAUUGUCGUGGUUCUGGAAGGAACGCCUAAAGCUGAAAAACGGCCCAGGGUGCUGGGAGUGGGGUCCAUGACUGGUAGAGUCAUCCCAGCUCCAGACGAUGACGGUGCCCCUGCUUCUGAGGGUAGGCGACGUCUUCUUAGGAUGCAAAUGCAGUAGUUCCAAAGAAGUAAACCGCUCCUGAAUGAUGACUUUCUAUCCAGCAGAAGAGGAUGUGCCUUUGUCCAACAUGUUCCCUUCCUCCUUUGAUCCAUAAAAACGCACAGCACUACCAUGUAGUUCCAAGAUACGCAUACUUUACAGUGUUUAGAUCAAUGCCUGCUUUAUGGAACCAUUAUCCUGACAUACUAGUGGCACCCAUUACUGUGACACUCCACACCGACUUGCAUGUCUUGACUCUGUAGUCCUAGAUGAGCCCAGUCAAUCUCUGGUAUACCUUUUAGUAGCCUCGAUAACUUGUUCUUGUAACUCCAGUGAAUUGCAACCUGUUUACUGCUGUGGACAAAGCUGAGCCAUUAAGUCACCUGUUACAGUGUUUACUGCCUCAGAAAUCACUCCAGUGGAAUACCUUGUUACUCAUCCCCAUGUCCUGUUAACCCAGUCUCUGCCCAGCCACUUGUAAUGUGAAACUAGUUUUACAUUUUAAAGAAGAAAGGGAUGUUUUUGUUCACCAGCAUUUCUUUUUUACAAUACCCGACCUCAGGUUUUCCUUCUCUUGGUGUAAAAAUGAACAGCUGGAAACACCUUCUGUACUGUGAAGAAACACCGAGCACACUUGCUCAACAGGCCAUGUACAGAAGCUACCUUGCUACCUCACUGUUCCUCGUGUUUUCAGUCUUUACAAUGACACUACCGACCUCUUCUUGAUGCAGUCCCAGUGUUACAGUUCCUAAGCCAACAACACAGUUGCUAAGCCACCGACAUGUGAUCACCUAACUUGUACUAUUAUACCAAAUAAGGCAGGCAUUUGUCGAUUUCCCUUUACUUUUCUUCUUUUGUGAAGGUCAUUUAACCCUGAAACAUAGAACUGCUGCUCUGCUCUCAUUGGGUUAGAACUUCCCUUUGGCCACUCCCCCUUUGGUGAUGUCACAGUGGGUAUUUUGAUAGUUUGACUGAUCAGU